Messenger RNA from Nymphalis io (European peacock), 360 nucleotides. RefSeq names its product CUGBP Elav-like family member 4. Bases 1 to 360 code for a protein of 119 amino acids. Gene Ontology annotation, molecular function: RNA binding. The record is from RefSeq and is a predicted model, not a curated record. The transcript has a single exon. Lineage: Eukaryota; Metazoa; Arthropoda; Insecta; Lepidoptera; Nymphalidae.
AUGCUGGUCGGCACGAAUCUUUGCAAUCCGGCCUUAAUGUUCCCGGGUAUUGUACACCCAACAUUCGUACAGACCCAGCCGGUAAAAAGUAUGGUACAAAGCCGACAAGAGUCUAACGAGAGCUCAAUGCCAUCGACUCCCGUGCACGGCGCUUAUGAUGCGAAGCGAACGUCGCCACUAACGCCGGCCGAGAGGACCGGAGCGCCGCCCGGAGCCGGCAAGGACGCCGUCAAACUUUUUAUCGGUCAAAUACCGAGGCACCUCGAAGAAAACGAUCUGCGACCAAUGUUCGAAGAGUUCGGAAAGAUUUACGAGCUGACCGUCCUCAAGGAUAAGCACACGGGAAUGCACAAAGGUUAG